Messenger RNA from Salmo salar (Atlantic salmon), 6739 nucleotides. RefSeq names its product adhesion G protein-coupled receptor B1. Gene Ontology annotation, cellular component: postsynaptic density; plasma membrane; dendrite. Gene Ontology annotation, molecular function: G protein-coupled receptor activity. The record is from RefSeq and is a predicted model, not a curated record. Lineage: Eukaryota; Metazoa; Chordata; Actinopteri; Salmoniformes; Salmonidae. Gene Ontology annotation, biological process: engulfment of apoptotic cell; adenylate cyclase-activating G protein-coupled receptor signaling pathway; cell surface receptor signaling pathway.
CGUCGCUAGGCUACUCCUUACCUAACGUAGCAGGCGUAAAGGCUACUCCGAACAGCUCAAAGGAGUGACUAAAUGUGCCAUUUGGCAAGUGUAGGCUAUAGCACGUGCAGCUUGACUACUGCAUUUGGAACUCAAUUAGGGUGUGUGUGUUUUUUAUUGCGCAAGUGCGCACUUGAUGUUGGUCUGUAGACACUCCAUUUAUCUUCGAUUCAGAUUCAACUGUAGUUGCAUCACAUUGGCUACUUUAGACAAGACACCAAUAGCUUCGUAAGGAAAUCAUCGUUUGAAAUGCCAUGCGAAAUUGCAUCCAAGCAUCUCAGCAGUUGUUAUUUACGCUACAUAACAGGAUUUUACAAAAUAUAUUGGCAAAUUCCAAUAAAUUAAAACGCAGCAAGAACUCAAUUAAUCAUGUCUUGAAUAGAUAUUGCUUUGUAAAGAAUAUUUCGAUAAAUCUACAAAACACAGUUGAUCAAGAAAGGCACACUUUCGACAAAAAAAACCCAUCACUCACCUCUCUUCUCUCUCUUGCGUUCUCUUGCAUAUUUCUCACCCCCAGCCCUCGUUGCUGUGGCUUAUUCACUUCGGUGUGUCACCCACGCAUUGCUCCGACUCCAUCUCCAGAAGGGGGAAGGGGUGGGGGCUGCUGGGUAUAUGCGUUUGUGACGAAUCCCAGGGCUUCAAAGACUGAAACCAGGUCCAGCACCCGGACCGCAGACACACCGGCAAGGACACUCCAAACUGGGAUGAACGAUGGGUGCUGCCUAAACGCGCGCACUGGAAUCAAGACAGAACACCAGGAACUAUCCUGAUUUUACGCUUUCUUAGACCUUCACUUCACCUGGCGCCUGUGUCGAUCGAAGCCAGCGAAAUUGGAGAAUAGCUUGAUUACAAGGCUUCUACAAUAAAUUGGGAUUUAAAAAUAUAGAUUUUAAGAGCAUCUCUUCAGAAACAAGGGGACCUUUGAAUUUGGAUCGACAUACUGUUAAAAGCUACAUGGACUGGAUUUGUAUUCAUUUUACUCAUAUGAACUUUGGAAUAAGGCAGUUUUGAAUUGCAGGUCUUCUCAGACCUGUUCAUUUCAUCAAAAUAUCUACAUUAGGCUAUACAUCGGCUACGCGCUCUUGAAAUAAUAAGUACAACGAACUUAUUUGAAUCAAGCUUGUGGAAUUGUUGAUUGUCUCUCGAAAGUAUUGGAGCUUGGAACACGGAAGAUAUGCUUCAAUGGAACUGUUAACUUUUUCAAGAAAUCCCAGAUGGAGGUUUCCCGGUAUCAGGAGGGAAUAACCAGGAAAUCCGAAAUCCUACAACCAGGAUCUCUUGGAAACUGACGUUUUUGAAAGUUCCAGGAAUUUUGCAACCCUAAAAGUUCUCCUGAACGUCUGGAUCGACUGACACACACAAUCAUGGACAGAUCACUGGACCUCUGAGUGCAAUCUUCCUCCUUCCUUCUCCUCCUCUUCCUCCUCCUCCUCCUCCUUCCUCCUCCUCCUCCUCCUCCUCCUCCUCUUUCUUCCUCCUUUUCCUCCUUCUCCUCUUCCCCUUGAAGGUCCCACCUGGUUGCCAGAAAAUCAGUGAGACAGAAAGACAGAUCGACAAGAGGUUACAAAAAAACCGAGGUUCCAACAAACCCCUCUGGUCUUUUAAUUCAUUUGGUAACCAUGACGACCACUCUUUUUACCUCCUUAUCUGGGCACCUGGUGAACCUCCAAGUCCCCCUGCCAUCAUCGUUGAUGCUUCUGCUGCUGAUACAACUGUUUAGUCGGUGCCCGGCUGCUCCCUCAGGGCCUGAGUCAGACACCUGCUCCACUCUGAUCCAGAGCCGAUUCUUCGGCCACUUCCUGUCCUCCUCCACUUUCCCCACGGCACCCUGCUCCUGGACCCUGCAGAACCCAGACCCGCGCCGCUACACCAUCUUUAUCAAGGUAACCAAACCUACCUCCACAACGGACUGCAUUCCCCGGCAGCUCCGCAUAUUCCAGUUUGACUCGUUUCUGGAGACCACGCGCACCUACCUGGGCAUGGAGAGCUUCGACGAGGUGGUCAAGCUGUGUGACUCUUCAUCACCUGUGGCCUUUCUAGAGGCUGGGAAGCAGUUCCUACAAAUGAGAAAAGGGCCGCCUCGGGCCGGCAUGGAGGUCACCACCCCUAACGCUAGCGAAAAUGGGGAAUUUAAGACAGAAUACCUGGUGGUGGGGAAGCGUAACCCCAGCAUGGCAGCAUGUCAGAUGCUGUGCCAGUGGCUGGAGGACUGCCUGGCAUCCAGCACCUCUAACAGGCCCUGUGGCAUCAUGCAGACCCCCUGCCAGUGCUGGGAGCCCCCUCCUCCUCCACAGCUCAGCGAAGGGGAUGGAUGCUACAGGAACGGGUUCUACCUGGAGAACUGCCUACCCAGCUCCAAUGAGAAGAGUGAUACUGACAGCAACGGUGGCUGGAGUGUGUGGGCGGAGUGGGCGGAGUGCAGCAGUGACUGUGGUGGUGGCGUUCAGACCCGGAGCCGUACCUGUCAAUCUCCCCCAGAGGAGACAUACCUGUGUGAGGGAGUAGUGGAGGAGGGAAGGCCCUGUAACCCUCAGCCCUGCAGUGGCAAAGGCCGUCAUCUCUCUCGCAGCCAAUCACUUCGCUCCGUGGACAGCCGCAAGCGCGAUGGCGGCGGUGGCGAGGUAGACAAGACGCGGGGCGGUGGCGGCGGACAGCAGGCCCCACAGACAGUGGACCAGGCUGUGUCAGGUGAGGAGUGGUCGUCGUGGAGUGUGUGUUCGGCCACGUGCGGUGAGGGCUGGCAGAGCCGCACGCGUUUCUGUGUCUCCUCCUCCUACAGCACCCAGUGCAGCGGCACGCUCCGAGAGCAGAGGCCCUGCAACAACUCUGCCGUCUGUCCAGCCGCUCUGAUUGCAGUGCACGGGACUUGGGACGAGUGGUCGCCAUGGAGCUUGUGUUCGUCAACCUGCGGCCGUGGUUACCGGGAUCGCACCCGAAGCUGCAAGCCCCCUCAGUUUGGGGGAGACCCCUGUAUGGGGCCGGAGAAACAGACCAAGUUCUGCAACAUCGCUGUCUGCCCAGUUGAUGGAGUGUGGAAUGAGUGGGCUAAUUGGGGUUCAUGCUCUGCGUCCUGCUCCAACGGGACCAUGCAGCGGAUCAGGGAGUGUAACGGACCUUCGUACGGAGGAUCAGAGUGUCGCGGGGAGUGGAUAGAGACCAGAGACUGCUUCCUACGGGAGUGCCCAGUGGAGGGGAAGUGGCAUCCUUGGACGUCGUGGGUGGGCUGCACCAAGACAUGUGGCGGGGGGAGCCAACAGAGACAGAGGAUUUGCUAUGGGCCCUUCUUUGGGGGUGAAAAUUGUCCUGGAGAUCGAGAGGAGGUGCGACGCUGCAAUGAGAAGAGGUGUCCAGAGCCUCAUGAGAUCUGUGCAGAAGAGAACUUCUCCAACGUAGUGUGGAAAAUGACUCCAGCAGGGGACACAGCGGCCGUACGCUGCCCUCCCAAUGCCAAUGGGCUGAUCCUGAGGCGGUGCACCCUGGAUGAUGAGGGAAUAGCCUACUGGGAGAACCCCACUUAUAUGAAGUGUAUCUCCAACGACUACCGCAGCAUCCAAACACUGACUCGGGAACACCUGUCCAAAGCCCAGCGAGGGCUUGUGGGGGAUGGAGUUUCAGAGGUGAUGACCAAGCUCAGGGUGACGUCCAGCGAUGGGACCAGCUACAGUGGAGACCUGCUGGCCAUAGUGGACGUACUGAAGAACAUGACAGAGAUCUUCAGAAGGGCCUACAACAGCCCCAGCAAUGCAGACAUGAGAAACUUUGUCCAGUCAGUCAGUAACCUGCUGAUGGAGGAGAACAGAGAGAGAUGGGAAGAAGCACAACUGUUGGGUCCUAACAUCAAGGAGCUGUUCCGGUUGGUGGAAGACUUUGUGGACGUCUACGGUCUUAGGAUGAAAGACUUCCAGGACAUGGUCGAGGUCACGGAUAACUUAGUUCUGUCCAUCCACAAGCGUCCGGUGGCGGGUAAUGCAGACAUCAGCUUCCCUAUGAAGGGCUGGAAGGGGAUGAUGGACUGGGCCCGCAGCUCUGAGGACAGAGUUACUGUCUCCAAGAACAUCCUCUCCACAGGAAAGCCAGAUGCAGAUGACUUGUCAGCGUUUGUCACCGGGAUCGUUCUCUACAGAAACCUGGGCAGCAUCCUAUCUCUACAGAGAAACAGCACUGUGCUCAACUCCAAGGUGGUGUCUGUGACCAUCAAGCCCACCCCAGGAUCCCUCUCUACCCCGGUGGAGGUCCAGUUCUCACACCUUUACAACGGCACCACAAACCAGACCUGCAUCUCCUGGGACGAGAGUGACAGCUCCUCGCUGCUCGGAUCGUGGUCUGCCAGGGGUUGCAGAGCCGUGCCUGUCGACUCAUUCAGCACCAAAUGCGUGUGUGACAGACUCUCUACCUUCGCCAUUUUAGCACGGCUAAAUCCUGACAUGAACAUGGAUAAAAUGCAGCUUCCCUCUGUGACGCUGAUGGUGGGCUGUGGAGUCUCCUCUCUCACCUUGCUGCUCCUCAUCAUCAUCUAUGUGUCGGUCUGGAGGUACAUUCGCUCCGAGCGCUCCGUCAUCCUCAUCAACUUCUGCCUCUCCAUCAUCUCCUCCAACGCCCUCAUCCUCAUUGGUCAGACGCAGACACGGAACAAGGUGAUCUGCACGCUGGUCGCUGCUUUCCUGCAUUUCUUCUUCCUGUCGUCGUUCUGUUGGGUUCUGACAGAGGCGUGGCAGUCAUACAUGGCCGUCACUGGCCGGCUUAGGAACCGCAUCAUCCGCAAGCGAUUCCUGUGUCUGGGCUGGGGUCUACCGGCUCUGGUUGUGGCAGUCUCUGUGGGUUUCACCAAAGCUAAGGGAUAUGGCACCGUCAACUACUGCUGGCUGUCUCUGGAAGGUGGUCUGCUUUAUGCGUUUGUGGGACCGGCUGCCGCUGUAGUCUUGGUUAACAUGGUUAUCGGGAUUCUCGUAUUUAACAAACUGGUGUCCAAAGACGGCAUUACUGAUAUGAAACUGAAGGAGAGGGCAGGUCAGAUGACAGUACCACUGUACAAUAUGACGCUCAAAUGUGCCAAGUGCGGAGUUAUCUCGUCGGCUGACGUUUCUACCACAGCUACCAGUAACGCCAUGGCGUCGCUGUGGAGCUCCUGUGUGGUUCUGCCUCUCCUGGCCCUCACCUGGAUGUCUGCUGUCCUGGCCAUCACCGACCGACGCUCCUCCCUCUUCCAGAUCUUGUUCGCUGUGUUUGAUUCGCUGGAAGGCUUCGUCAUCGUCAUGGUGCAUUGCAUCCUGCGCAGAGAGGUUCAAGAGGCAGUGAAGUGUCGGGUAGUGGACCGCCAGGAGGACGGGAAUGGAGACUCAGGGGGAUCUUUCCAGAACGGACACGCUCAACUUAUGACUGAUUUCGAGAAAGACGUCGACAUGGCUUGCAGAGGAGGUAAGAGUACCGGCAAAAAAAAGAGUACUCUGAAGCGUUCCUCUCUCCAGGGUGAUGAGAAGCCAUCCUCCCAGCCCCUGACCCUUCAGAAGGGCUCUAACUUCAACACCAUGCCUGCCAGCAUGGCCAAGGUCCACCUCCAGAAUGUGGCAGACUACCCCAGUCAUACCCUCACCCUGCGCAGGGAGAAGGGUGGCACCACCAAGGGCAUCAGCACCGAGCUGCCGGGAGCCAAGUCCAUCUACAUCUGUGACGGGGAGCUCUUUAAACAGCUGGACGGGGAGCUGUCUCCACGAGGGACAGGGGAGGCCGGGGGGCCUGAGGGCACAGGAACAGGCCCGGGACCAGGGUACAUCCUCCUGCCUAACAACAACAACACUGGCACCCUGGGGCGGCCCGGAAAGGGCAGCAAGGAGGACACGACGGCCAAGUACAACAUCAGCAUCGAGCAGCAGAUGCCCCAGACCAGGCUCAUCCACCUGGCCAACUCGGCGGGGGUGGAGGGCGUCCCGGGUUUCGCGCUGAAGAGCCUGCCUGCGGACCUGGUCAGUGUCUCCUGCUCGGAGAGGGAGUCGCCCAUCCACAACAUGCAGAACGUCUCCGGAGAAUCCCACAUGACCAACAGCAUGUGUGAACAGGGUGAUUCUGGGAACUCUGGAAUGAUGUCCAAGAGCGAGACCGUGUCCACGCUCUCCAUGAGCUCCCUGGAGAGACGAAAAUCCCGCUACGCGGAGCUGGAUUUUGAGAAGAUCAUGCACACACGGAAGCGUCACCAGGACAUGUUCCAGGACCUGAACAGGAAGAUCCACAGUGCAGACCAGGACAGGGCGUCUCCGCCUGGCGAUGGGAAGGCAGGGAAGAGGUGGAGUGUGUCCUCAGCAGGGAGCGACAAGACCAUCAUGAGCGACAAGCAGCAGACACCCAGUAAGAGAGCCUGGGAGGGCAUCAGGAAGACCCAAUCUCCCCCAUCAUGGAUGAGGAAGGACCUGGAGCCCUUGGCGGCCUCUCCCCUGGAGCUGCAGAACGUGGAGUGGGAGAAGGCCAGCGCCACCAUCCCUCUGGUGGGACAGGAGAUCAUGGACCUGCAGACAGAGGUGUGAGACUGAGACAGACCGAGAGAGAGACAGAGAGCAGCCAACCCCAUCCCCCAGCCCAGCUCUCAGACAGACACCUUCCCUUCCCACUGCUCCACAUCUCAAUCUCACUCUGGGAACCAACGACCAAUGAGAGAGAGAGAGAGAGAGAGAGAGAGAGAGAGAGAGAGAGAGAGAGAGAGAGAGAGAGA